Molecule: messenger RNA, 4023 nt
Organism: Sparassis crispa
Lineage: Eukaryota; Fungi; Basidiomycota; Agaricomycetes; Polyporales; Sparassidaceae
Exons: 5
Coding region: 1-4023 (1340 amino acids)
Biological process (GO): DNA recombination; DNA integration
Molecular function (GO): DNA binding; zinc ion binding
Source: RefSeq, a predicted model, not a curated record
AUGCCGUCCCAAGGACCUCCCCCGAGCGUUGGUGGUAAGGAUUUGUCUUCGUUCCUUCCCGAUGAGUCUGGAUCAGGUGGAGGCACCGCGAGCCUGCCCAACCCGGCCCAGAUGGCUUUGUUUCAGGAAAACCGGGAGCGGCAGGCCCGGAACGCGGCUAGGGCAGUACGUAGACAGGGCGGAGAAGAUGGCGUCAGUGAUGACGAGGAGCUGGGAAUGUUGGAUGGAUCAGAUGGCACAUCUCCGGGUCAGUUAGACUCCCAGGAACCGUCGGCAACGCCUGCGGGCGUGCCUUCGCGGCCCAGGACACCGGAGAGCACCGAUGAUAUGCAGUUGCUUCGGGAUGUUAUGAAAAUGACUCCGAAUACUCGGGGCAUCGCCCUAAAACUGUGGAAUGCGGGUGUUGAGAAGCGGAGCGGUGCUGGCACUCGGACAGAGGCCUCCGUAGGGAAUGGUGGCAAGAGCAGUGAGAAUGCACUGAUCACCAUAGAUUCCGAGAGCAAGGCCGAUCUCUUCGCGGGCCGAGUUAUCGAGACGCCCCAGGAACUUCCUGCACUCCUAAGGAACGGGUUCCAUCUCCCUCUGUCCAUGUGCACUUCCGAGGUGAUGACCAAGAUGCACAAGCACCCGGAACAGGUCCAGUAUCGCAAGAUGCACGAUGGGAAGGGGAUCAAGAGGGCUCUAAUUGACAUUGCACAGUGGCCCGACGAACAGGCUAUGGGACCCGAGGAAUGGCGCGAUGCUUGGCGCAAUUACUUCGAAAUUCUGCCAGGUGUAUGCGACGGCGAGAUUGUCAAGCGCUUCUCGGAACACCACAUGUGGUUAUCUGAGCAGAGCGACUUCAAAAGGAUCUUUCCGGUAAUCCUUGCAUUUGAUAUCAAUGUACGUCGCGGUUAUUUCCUCACAAAGAAAACCUUCGUUGUCGGCUCGAAGAGCUACAAUGACCACUUUCUCAAAAUCUGCCUGGAGCAUAUCGAAAAGGGUUCUCGAUGCGCGCUUCCUAUUCCCGCGGGCCCUAUUGUCGGUUCGUCUCAAACCCCCUAUCGCACGCCGUCACAUUCCCCCGAUUCACGUCGCCCGCGCCGCGAUGGUGCGGCAGAUUCCACUGCCAAGCCCUUUCGUGAAGGCAGAGCAUCUGCGUCCACGAGCAUGCUCUGCCUCAUCUGCGGUGAGAGUGGACAUCGGGCCAGUCACUGCUCGCCAUCUCCACACGUGCGGAGAUCUGCCUCACAUGGAACGUCCAACACGGCCGCAUGCCUUGUCGAGGUAUGUACUGUCCCGGAACCGGUGGGCACGUCUGCUCCUUCUGCGGUUCCGACGGUCAUGCCGCUGCGACUAAGCGGUGCCUCGGAGUGUGAACGCAUUAUCACACCAUACGAUGCUGAGGCCUUCAAGUACACUCUUCGCAUGCUCGGCCUGUUCCAGCGCUACCCUCUCUUGCCACAAAAAUUACGUUACGGUUUCCCAAUUGGUGACUUCAAUCCUCUUCUUCGCACUUUUGCUCCUCCAAACCAUUCCUCUGGCGCUAAACAUAUCGAUUUCAUCCACCAAUAUAUUUCCGAGCAGGUUUCUCUUGGCCGCAUGACUGGCCCGUAUUCGCAGGCUCAGGUAGAGCAUAUUUUGGGCUCUUUCUUCGUAUCUUCCCCACUUGCUGUUGUCCCAAAGGCCGGUUCGAAAAAAUUCCGUCUUGUGCAAAACUGCUCUUAUCAGGACGAAUUCGGAGUCUCCGUCAACAGUCAGAUCAACUCUGAUGAUUUUCCCACCAAAUGGGGCACUGCAGCCGAGGUGGCAGAAAUCAUCGCUAACGCACCUGCCGGUGCGCAAGCUGCGUGCCUCGAUAUUGACUCCGCAUUCCGCAAUCUGCCUAUCAAACCUGCGCACAAGCCUUUCCUUGUUAUCCAGUGUGAUCCGGGUGAUUUUUAUGUCGAUCACGUCCUCCCUUUUGGAGUCUCAUCUGGGACUGGCGUGCAAGGCGAGCCAAUGGAUGCCAUCGUAGACAUUCUCGAUGCAAAUGAUAUCGGGCCUUCGCGCAAGUGGGUUGAUGACCUCAUCACCUUUCGCUUUCCCACCAACCAAUGCAGCAUCUCUGGCGCAUAUGAGUACGCACUCGGAUUAGCUGAUAUCUUCCGCAUCACUGAUCCAUUGGGCGUCCCCUGGCAUCGGACCAAGUACUCCGACUAUGCAUCCUGUGCGAUAUACAGCGGUUUCCUGUGGGACCUUGGCCAGCAAUCGGUCGCCCUGCCCGAGGAGAAGCGCGCAAAAUAUCUGGCAAAACUCACUGCAUUCAUCGCCACUGUCGAGCGCGGGCGGGUGUUACAACGUGACACCAUGUCCAUCAAUGGCACACUUUCCCAUAUCACAUUCGUCUACCCGCAUGGCCGUGCCUUCCUCACUAAUCUUUGCAGUUUCAUUGCUGCCUUCACCAAUCGCUAUGCCCCCCGGUUCGCACCACGUUCUGUCCUCUCGGACAUGAAGUGGUGGCUCCACAUCCUCAACGUGCCAAACGUCACUCGUUCGCUCACACCCCGUGGUCCACUGCAGGAUCUUGGCAUCUGGGUUGAUGCCUCCUCCUCCUGGGGCAUCGGAAUCAUCAUAUCCAGUGAGUGGAGUGCAUGGCGAUGGCGGGGAGAGGCCGAUGCAUGGAAGGGUGAUGGUCGUGACAUCGGAUGGGCUGAGAUGGUGGCCGUCGAGCUCGCUGUUCGAACGAUAGAAGCACUCGGCCAUGGUGAUGCGACUAUUCUUGUUCGCGGCGACAACAAGGGCGUCGAGGGCGCAUUUGCUUGCAGUCGCAGCCGCAAUCAUCAGGUCAACACCUCCAUCCGUCGUACAGAGGUCAUCGCCAUGUCUCUCAAUAUUCUCUUCAUCAUACGCUAUGUGAACACCAAGGACAACUUGGCGGACUCGGUCUCUCGCGGUGACCCGAAUCCCUCGAUGUCCCAUCGUCAGCUCUCCUUCCAGCUCCCUGCUGAGCUCGCAGCCUUUCUCACUGAUACCUCCUCGGCAACUUUGGUACAUCUUUUUAAUGUCAUGCUCACUUCUCUUGACCCUGGCACUCGGAAGAAUUACGGUGCAGGGCUGCUGCGCUUUACCCAGUUUUGUGAUUGCCUUGCAAUCUCCGAAGACCUUCGCAUGCCUGCGGCGGAGCCGCUCCUAGCCGCUUUUGUUGUGCAGUGGAGCAGGCGCGUGACCCGCUCAACAGUGGACACCUGGGUGGCGGGCCUCUCUUUCUGGCAUGCACUGCAUGGCGCCCCAUGGCAAGGUGCAAAAAUGCUCCGGGUAACUUGUUCAGCUAUUUCCAAGUCUGCCCCAGCCUCGAAAGAGAAGCGGGCGCCCAUCACGGUCGAGCACCUGUAUGCAUUACGUGCCAACCUUGACCUCUCCGACUCGUUCGAUGCCGCGGUAUAUGCGGUAGCAUGUGUCGCAUUUUGGUGCUGUCGUCGGCUUGGCGAGCUGGUCAUUCCUUCUGUGGGCGCGUUCGACCCUGUGAAGCACGUCGCGCGCUCGGCUUCCGUUGCAUAUCGCACGCUACCGGGAGGCACGCAGUACGCUGUCUUCCAUGUGCCCUGGACCAAAACGACUAAGCAACUCGGCACCGACAUCAUUGCCACCGAAUUCGGCGACCCAAGCUCUGCCGUCGUUGCCCUGCGCCACCAUCUGCAGGCGAAUGCCCGUGUCCCUGCGCAUGCUCCCUUCUUCGCGUUCGAAAUGAGCGACACGGCGGGUUGGGCGCCGAUGACCCGCGACUGGUUCCUCAAUCGCGCCAAUGCGGCCUGGGCAGCAGCCGGCUUUGAGCACCUCACAGGACACUGCUUUCGCAUCGGAGGAGCGACCGAGCUUCUGCUUCGCGGUACCCAUCCGGAUGUGGUCGCAACGCAGGGUAGCUGGAAAUCACGCGCUUUUCUCGAGUAUUGGCGGAAAAUUGAGUCUAUUUUACCUCUCUUCAUCUCGCGGUCGUUUACUUCUUCUCGUUUGCAACUGGCUUCCACUGCUAUGGACUCUUUCAAGAAGAAGUACUCUCUGUAG